Molecule: messenger RNA, 434 nt
Organism: Paramecium pentaurelia
Lineage: Eukaryota; Ciliophora; Oligohymenophorea; Peniculida; Parameciidae
Source: the annotation of a GenBank genome assembly
AUGUCAAAUGGAUGCAAUUCUUUGAAAAUUAUAGAUACAUAAUCAACAAUUAAUUUCUAACUAAUCUUAUAAUAUACGAUAAUUGAAAAAUGCUAUACCUUGGAUAUUGAAAAAUCAUUUUCACUAAUCGUGAUUGGAGGUAUUAGUGCAUUAAUACAUAUACUUAAAUUUCAAUAGAAAAAUUGAAAGUACAAAAAUUAGUAAAAGCUCACAGAUUAGUAAUUUGGAUUGUUGUAUUAAAAAAUUUUAAUUAAUUCAUAUCAAUUGGAGAUUAAAUCAUUAAAAUCUGGUCUUUAGAAGGGAUUUAGCUGAGGCUAUUAUAAUCAUUAUGUUGUCAUUCCAGACCUGUAAAGGAAUUAUAAAAUUAUUUGAUUUCUAUAGCUUGGGAAGAACCAAUAAUAAAAAUAAGUCAAUAAUAACCUUGCAAGUCUUGA